Messenger RNA from Nannospalax galili (Upper Galilee mountains blind mole rat), 2910 nucleotides. It is a transcript of the gene Klf15, whose product is annotated as Kruppel like factor 15. NCBI's taxonomy places the organism in Eukaryota, Metazoa, Chordata, Mammalia, Rodentia, Spalacidae. Gene Ontology annotation, biological process: regulation of transcription by RNA polymerase II. Gene Ontology annotation, molecular function: DNA-binding transcription factor activity, RNA polymerase II-specific; RNA polymerase II cis-regulatory region sequence-specific DNA binding. Bases 699 to 1946 code for a protein of 415 amino acids. The record is from RefSeq and is a predicted model, not a curated record. The transcript is spliced from 3 exons.
AGAUGGGGUUGGGAGACCUAGGAUGGAGUGUAGGCCCUGCCUGGCCUUACUGUCCUUCACACUGCUCAGCACUCUUAUUCCUCCCCAGUACGCUUAGUGAAAAGUGUGUAUUUUAAAGCACAGUCCCAGUUUUAAAUCCUUAACUGAGUAUUUAAACCAAACAAUCAGAUGGCCUCCUGGUAAGGUAGCCCUGGGACUCAGUUCUUGCCUUCAUUCCCUGAAUACAUAGCAGGAGAGAUAUUUGGAGACCACUUAGGCAUUGAAUAGUUGGGGAAACUGAGGCAUGGGGGAGCAGGAUGACUGCCUGUUGGUCACUGGGCAAUAAUACCAGGCCCCAGGCUGUGGGGUAAUCCUGGAGACAGAAAGGGCAGAGAAUCUGGACUCCCAUGCUGGGCAUUCCCCUUCCCCAACCCUGAUAAACACCCAGCCAGCUAUGGUCACUGGGCGGGGACAAAGGUCCAGAGAAGUGGCCCCGUCACAGCCGGACAGUGUUGACUCACCUUGAAUGCCAGACCUAGCAUGGCCUUUGGCUUCAGAGGACACAGCACUCCCUCUCUUCUCUACCAACAUUCUCUGAGUCUCUCUUGGGCACCAGGUGUGGCGCUGAGCGCUGGGGACACAGCAGAGUGUGCUGGCUAGAGGAGGCGGGCAUCACCUGAGCCCUGCCAAGGCGUCGCCUCCUGCACGGCCAGACCAGCAUGGUGGACCACUUGCUUCCAGUGGACGAGACCUUCUCGUCGGCGAAAUGCCCAGUAGGUUACCUGGGUGGCAGGCUGGCCAAUCGACAGCCAUACCAUAUGUUGCCCUCACCUGUCUCUGAGGAUGACAGCGAUGUCUCUAGCCCCUGCUCCUGUGCCAGCCCUGACUCUCAAGCCUUCUGUUCCUGCUACAAUACAGGCCCAGGCUCUGAGGCCCAGGACAGCAUCUUGGAUUUCCUGCUGUCCCAGGCCACACUGGGCAGUGGUGGUGACAGUGGGGGCAUUGGAGAUAACAGUGGCCCUGUGACCUGGGGGUCCUGGAGGAGGGCCCCCGUGCCACUGAAGGGGGAACAUUUUUGCUUCCCUGAGUUCCCAUUGGGUGACCCUGAUGACAUCCCCAGGCCCUUCCAGCCUACCCUGGAGGAGAUCGAAGAGUUCCUGGAAGAGAACAUGGAGGCAGAGGUCAAGGAAGCCCCAGAGGGUGGCAGCAGGGACCCAGAGGCCUGCAGCCAGCUCUCAGCUGAGCCACACCGGAGCCACCUCCAUCUGGAGUCUGGUGGCAGAGAGUGCUGUACCCCACCACCAAGCAGCACCAGUGGGGGUGGUGCUCAGGGUACAGGUGAGGGCUCAACAUCUGACAGCCCUGUCCCUGUGCUGCUGCAGAUCCAGCCCAUGGCUGUGAAGCAGGAGGCAGGCACAGGGCCAGCCUCCCCAGGGCAGGCUCCAGAGAGCGUCAAGGUUGCUCAGCUCCUGGUCAACAUCCAGGGGCAGACCUUUGCACUCCUGCCUCAGGUGGUACCAUCUUCCAACUUGAACCUGCCCUCGAAGUUUGUGCGCAUCGCCCCUGUGCCCAUUGCGGCCAAACCCAUUGGCUCGGGACCCCUAGGGCCCGGCUCUGCUGGCCUCCUUGUGGGCCAGAAGUUCCCCAAGAACCCAGCAGCAGAACUCAUCAAAAUGCACAAAUGUACUUUCCCUGGCUGCAGCAAGAUGUAUACCAAGAGCAGCCACCUCAAGGCCCACCUACGCCGGCACACAGGCGAGAAGCCCUUUGCCUGCACCUGGCCGGGCUGCGGCUGGAGGUUCUCACGCUCCGAUGAGCUGUCCCGGCACCGGCGUUCCCACUCGGGUGUGAAGCCAUACCAGUGUCCUGUGUGCGAGAAGAAGUUCGCGCGGAGUGACCACCUCUCCAAACACAUCAAGGUGCACCGCUUCCCGCGGAGCAGCCGUGCCGUGCGCACCAUCAACUGAGCGCCACGGCUGCCCCACCCCAGGCCCCACUUUUUUUUUAAAAAGCAAUAAUUUAUUUGCCUCCAUCAGAGGGAUGUGACAACUACCAGCCCCACUUCUGAAGCCUAGGAGGUAUGACCCAGAGCCACCAUGGCUGCCUUUCCAGGAGGACCUAGAGCCCCCACACUCCCUGUGAGGCUGGUUCCCCUGGGGCCGAGGCAGGCCUGCCUGCGCCCAUGUGCCAUUGUGCCUUCCCUACAGCCACCAGCUGGAAGCAGGGUUUAGCGUGCCCUAGCCCUUUCCCCUGGGCUCCCCGCUUGGGACAAAGCCAACACUUUUAUUGCUGGGGAAGGAGAAAUGUUUGGGCCCUGUUGAAAUGUUAGUUCCCAGAUGGAGCCAUUGCGGGAAGAAGGAAGUAGGCUAAAAGUGCAGGGCUGCACUGUGGUGUGGGGGCUACCAUGUGCAAGAGGCAGCAUUCAACUUGAACGUUCAACUUAGCAUAGCAGAGACCUGGCCGGAAAGCCUGAAUGUGGGAGUGAGGUAAAGAAGUGGACCUCCAGGGCGGUAAUGCAUGUGCUUAAAUUAAAUGUGCAAGACAGAGCCAUACCCACCUGUGGUCCCCUCCUCCAGACAUCAGAUUGUAUUGGGUGGAAGGAAGGGGAACAGGGGCAGUGGGUGCUGAGGAACCAGCUAGCGCCUCCCUUCCUGACUUAGAUUUGCAUUCCUCAUCUUGUCUAGAAAUUAAUACCAAUUGAACUAGCUUGUUUUGAUAGGUCUGUUUCACAUCCUAUGAAUGUAUGUAAAUAAACUGUAUAUAAAUACGCAUCUGCGUAAAAUAUCUUUUAAUAACACGUCGACAUUUGUGUAAAUUUGAAAUUUAAAAAAUUCUAUAAAGUUGGUGUACAUAUGUUACAAUUAUGUAUAUUUUCUUUGGUCCUUCAUAAAAAUAUAUUUACUUUGCCAAUAAAAAGAUAAAAAGAACUCA